Corchorus capsularis is the source of this 2892-nucleotide messenger RNA. The record is from the annotation of a GenBank genome assembly. NCBI's taxonomy places the organism in Eukaryota, Viridiplantae, Streptophyta, Magnoliopsida, Malvales, Malvaceae.
AUGGGACAACAAAAUUCUACAGCAAAUACAGAAGUUGUGAAGGAGGAUGGUUUGCCGAGUUUGAUGGAGAGUACGGGUGGUGAAGUUGAGAUGGUUUUGUCGUCUGAUGCUAUCUCUCUUCCUCCACAGCAGCCUCCCAUGGUGGCAUCAGAUACUUUAGUUCCAAAUUUGUCAAACUUAAUUCAUGAUGAUAUGGUAGCUGAGGUUUCAGCAAGGCUGAAUUCUGAUCAGAAUGUUUCGGCCAUAGGUGUACAUAAUCCUUCGAUUCUUGCAAUUGUUGAGCCUCGAAUUUCUGGUUUGAGAGCGGAAAGAGUUCUUCGUAAGUUAAAAUUUCCCAAAUGGCAUGUGGCCGACCCUGUUGGUUUUGCUGGGGGAAUUUGGUUGAAUUGGGAUGAUGCAGUAGUUCACAUCACGGUGAUUAUUUCUUCUGCUCAAAUUUUGCAUGUCUUGGUGAAGCCUAAAGAUAGUGAGGAGUUUCUGUUGACAGUAGUCUACGCUAGUCCAAGAGUAGAGUUAAGAAGGUCUCUUUGGUCCCAUAUAGAGAAUCUUGCCCGUACUAUUAACGCUCUAUGGGUCGUGUUGGGAGACUUUAAUGAUGUUUCAAAUGCAUGGGAGAAGAUGGGUGGUGCAGUUCCCUCUCUUGCUAGGUGCAACCUGUUUAAUGGUAUGAUUACUAAUUGUGGUUUAAUGGAUUUGGGAUUUUCUGGUCCUGCUUUUACUUGGUGUAAUAAGAGGAAAGGUUUGAGGAAAGUCCAAGAGCAUCUUGAUCGUGUUCUAGCUGAUCCUAAUUGGCAGCUUCUCUUCCUUGAUGCUGCUGUUGUUCAUUUACCAAGAGUUUAUUCUGAUCAUUCUCCCAUUUUAUUGAAAAUGGAACCUGGUGUUGGCUCAGAUAAAACUAAGCGGCCUUUCCGCUUCCAAGCUAUGUGGAUGGCAGAUAAUGGGUUCCAAAAAAUGAUGGGUAAUCUGUGGAAGACUUUGGAAGGGAAUUUUAUUGCAAAAGAAGAGAAAUUGGCCUCGGCUCUUAUGGAAUGGAAUAAGUCAGAGUUUGGUAAUAUUUUUGAGAAGAAGAAAGAGUUGAGACCGCGUAUCAGUGGUGUUCAACGUGCCUUGGCUAAUCACAGGUCUCAUCAAUUAGAAUUACUUGAAGAGGAUCUUAUUGCCCAGUAUGAUAAGAUUUUGGAGCAGGAGGAGGGUGACCUGCAGAAGCGUGUUGUGAAAUAUUUUAAGGAGCUUUUUUCGAUUGAUGAUGGGGAGGUUCAGCCUCUUUCUCCACUUCCCCAACCUAUUCUUUCUUCCUAUGAGAAUUCUGAUUUGUCUAAAGCAAUUUCUUUUGAUGAGGUUCGUUGUGCUCUCUUUCAAAUGAAGCCAUGGAAGGCUCCUGGAUUGAUGGCUUUCAGGCGGGUGUUUAUCAAGAGUUUUGGAGUGCUUUUGGUACUUGUUAAUAGGCUGCGCCCUCUUUUUGAUAAGCUUGUUGGGCCUCUCCAAUCAAGUUUUAUUCCUGGCCGGCAAUCAGCAGAUAAUGUGUUUAUUGCUCAGGAGAUGAUUCAUACCAUAAAACGAUCUAAGAGUAAGUUGGGUUUGAUGACGAUCAAAAUUGAUUUGGAGAAGGCAUAUGACAGAAUUUGUUGGGAUUUCUUGAGGGACACUCUCAUUGCUUUUGGGUUUCCUGAUAGCUGGGUUAAGUUAAUCUUGUUUUGUCUGGAAAGCUCAUCAAUGGCUGUUUUGGAUGAUUUCUGCUCUGCUUCUGGGUCUAAAGUUAGUUUGGAGAAAUCUCAUAUGUAUGUCUCGCCCAAACCGGCUGGUGAUAAUGUGAGGUUGUCCAAGGUGCUUAACCUUGCGGGUCGUGCUGCUCUCGGUGGCUCAGAGGGUAAGCGAGCUCUUCAUCUUGUUAACUGGGAUGAGGUUUGUAAGCCCAAGAAAUACAGUGGUCUUGGAUUGAGAAAGAUGGAGUACCACAACCGUGUUCUUAUUCAAAAAACUACUUGGCGUUUUAUUACCCAACCUCAAAGUUUGUGGGUACAAUGUAUGCAUGCUAAGUAUAAAGUCCAAGGGGAUAUUUUUGAUUUUAUUAGAGAUGUUGGUGCUAAGAAGUCUGCUUGGUCUUCGUCCUGGAGGGGUAAAGUUGGGGCGUUGGAUGAACUUCAUCGUGGUUUGAAGAAGAGGGUUGGUAGUGGUGAAACUAUUCAUUUUUGGACGGAUCGUUGGCUUGAGGUUCCUUUGAUUGAUUUAAUUAAAGAUCUGCCCUCCUUUAUGGAUAUUACUUUGAUGAUUAGUGAUUUUAUGGUGAAUGAGGGAAAUUGGAAUGUGGAUAUGCUUUUUGCUCAAUUACCAGGUGAUGAAGAUAUUUUACAUGUGUUACGUGAUUGUGAGAAAGCCAAGCAGGUUUGGGUGCAAGUGUUUCCUUCUUCUCUACACUCAACUUUCUUUAGCUUAAUUGUUUCUGAUUGGCUAAAGCAAGGCUUGGAUUACAAAGGCAACUCUUCUUUCCAGGUACUGCUAGGGAGGUUCAUGCCGCUAUGUCUAAGCCCUCCUCCUGCAUUCGGAAGGAUCUUUGCAUUCAAUGGCAGUCUCCUUCGGUGGAUUUUGUCAACUUAUAUGGAUGGUGUAGCUAGGGGAAAUCCUGGUAUUGCUGGAGCUGGGGGUGUUAUCCGAAAUUCUGCAGGUGCAUGGCUUGCUGGGUUUGCUACUCAUCUUGGUACUUGCUCUAAUGUCGCGGCAGAGCUGCAUGCCUUACGGUUGGGCAUUCAGUUAGCUUGGCGAGAGGGUUAUAGGUCUGUUCUUUGUGAGGUCGAUGCGAAAGUCAUCCUAGAUCUUCUCCAUUCGACUGAUGUGGAAUUCCACCCUUUGGGAGCCUUGUUUAUGGAUAUUAAGGAAACGCUUACUUGGGAUUAG